Messenger RNA from Ruditapes philippinarum (Manila clam), 2719 nucleotides. Its product is annotated as pre-rRNA 2'-O-ribose RNA methyltransferase FTSJ3-like. The record is from RefSeq and is a predicted model, not a curated record. Gene Ontology annotation, biological process: maturation of LSU-rRNA from tricistronic rRNA transcript (SSU-rRNA, 5.8S rRNA, LSU-rRNA); maturation of 5.8S rRNA from tricistronic rRNA transcript (SSU-rRNA, 5.8S rRNA, LSU-rRNA); rRNA methylation. The transcript has 4 exons. The coding region runs from base 120 to 2630 and encodes 836 amino acids. Lineage: Eukaryota; Metazoa; Mollusca; Bivalvia; Venerida; Veneridae. Gene Ontology annotation, cellular component: nucleus; nucleolus; preribosome, large subunit precursor. Gene Ontology annotation, molecular function: rRNA (uridine-2'-O-ribose)-methyltransferase activity; rRNA (guanine) methyltransferase activity.
GUGAUAGAAUGGCAACAUUUGCAUAUUUACCUCCCUUUAUUUAGAAAACUGCUUCCGGUGGAAUACACACGUGCAUAAAUCAGAAUUAUAAAAGCGGAACUUUUCAGAACUGAUACAACAUGGGAAACAAGAAGAAAGUAGGUAAACAGCGCCGUGACAAGUUCUACCAGUUAGCCAAGGAGAGCGGCUUUAGAGCUCGUUCAGCUUUCAAACUUAUUCAGCUGAACAGAAAGUUUGAAUUUCUGCAGAACUCGAGAGUUGUGGUAGAUCUUUGUGCUGCACCAGGAGGAUGGCUUCAGGUGUGUAGUGAAAAUUGCCCUGUCUCAAGUCUUAUCAUUGGUGUUGACUUGGUUGGAAUUAAGCCAAUCAGGAACUGUAAGACAUUGGUAGAUGAUAUCACAACGGAAAAAUGCCGACAGGAUUUGAGGAAGGAACUUCAGACAUGGAAAGCUGAUUGUGUUCUUAAUGAUGGUGCUCCAAAUGUUGGAAAAAAUUGGGUCCAUGAUGCUUUUCAACAGGCACAUCUUACUCUUCAAGCAUUGAAGCUUGCAACAGAGUUCCUGAAGAAAGGUGGAUGGUUUAUCACCAAGGUCUUUAGAUCCAAAGACUACAACUCUUUACUCUGGGUUUUCCAGCAGCUCUUUAAGAAUGUUCAUGCCACCAAACCUCAAGCUUCUAGAAAUGAGUCAGCAGAAAUAUUUGUUGUCUGUCAGAAUUAUCUGGCACCGAACAGAAUUGAUCCAAAAUUUUUGGACGCUAAAUCAGUGUUUAAAGACAUAGAAGAUGAGCCUACCCAAUCAAUAAAUUUGAUUCACCCGGAGAAACAAACGCGACACAGAGAUGGGUAUCCUGAAGGGGACUACACUUUAUUUCAUACACUCAAAGUCAGUGAAUUUAUAACAAGUGACAAUUAUUUGGAAUUAUUAGCCGACGCCUCUGAAGUCAAAUUUGAUGACGAAGGAAUUGAAAACCAUCCUUCUACAACAGCUGAAAUAAAAGAAUGCUUGAAAGAUAUCAAAGUAUUAGGAAAACGUGAAAUCAGAUUGGUUAUAAAUUGGCGUAAAAAAUUGAAGAAAGAAAUGGAAGAGAAAAGAAUAGCUGAUAUGCCAGAUGAAAAAGACGCUGAGGAAAAGGUGCCUGAGCAGGAUAGUGAAGAUGAUUUGGCAGCACUUGAAGAACAGUUGAAUGAUCUUGAAGGUGAGGAAAAGAAAGCGUUAAAGAGAAAAAUUAAGAAAACAAGAAGAGAAAGAGGGAGAUUACAGAGAAAAAUGGACAUGAAACUUGUUCUUCCUGGAGACAAGCUUGAUAUGUCUGAGGAUAGGGAACUGUUUGAUUUGAAUAGAAUUAAGUCCAAGAGUCAGUUACAAAAAGUUGAGGAAGUAGAACUGAGUGACAUUGAUUAUGAUGAAGAGGAAGAAGAUGAAGUGCCGAAGAAAAAAACAAAAAUUACAUGGGAAAGAGAUGGUAUAAAAGAAUAUCAACUACCAGGUGAAGGUUCUGAUGGAGAUGAUGGUAAUGAGGAUGAUCAGGGCAGUGAUGAUGAUGAUGAUUCCAAUGAAGAAGAUGCAGAUAUUUCACUGGAUGAGGCUGAUCUAGAUGACCUUAAUCCGUUGUUGGUUGGUAAGCCUGGCAAAAAAGCAAAGACAGAUACGUGGUUUAGCAAAGAUGCAUUUGCCGGAUUGGAAGAUGACGAUGAUGAAGAUGUUGAAAUUGAGGAAAUGGCAAAGGCAUAUAAAGAGAAAGGAGGAGUUAUAACAGGUAUGGAGGAAGAUAUGAUUAUUCCUGAAGAAAAGGUGAAGGAUAUUAAUCAGACAAAAGUUGUUAAACAGAAAGUAAUAAGUGAUGAUAAAGAUAGUGCUGUCGAGAUGAAUUCUGAUGAUAGUGAUUCGGAGACAAGUAGUGAAUCUGAGGGAAAUGAUUCAGAUUCAGACAGUGAUUAUGAUACUAAAGAGUUCUAUAAACAGCAAGAAAAGGCUAAUAAAGAAAAAAAAGGGAAAGCUAAGAAGUCAAAUAAAAGUUCUGGUUUUGAAGAAGUCCCAGCUGAGGAAAAGUCAGCUUAUAAGUUAGAUACAAACGGUCUAGCUAUAGGGUCUGCUUUGGUAUCUUCAAGGAAACGAAGAAGGGAAAUUAUUGAGAGUGGUUACCAUAGGUAUAUGUUUAAUGAUACAAAUCUCCCAGACUGGUUUGAGAGGGAAGAAAGGAAACACCAUCGUAUACCGUUGCCAGUCACCAAAGGUGAAGUACAGGAGUACAAAAUGAAAAUGAAAGCAGUUGAUGCCAAUCCUAUAAAAAAAAUUGCAGAAGCAAAGGCUCGUAAAAAGAGGAAACAGAUGAAAAGAUUGCAGAAGGCAAGAAAGAAGGCAGAUGCAAUUAAUGACACUGAAGAAGUCACAGAUAGAGAAAAAUGGCAACAAAUAAAACAAGUUUAUAAAAAGGCUGGUUUGUUGACUUCUAAGAAAAAGGAGGUAACAUAUGUUGUAUCAAAGAGAGGACUUGCAGGGAAAAAGGUCAGUAGACCACAAGGUGUAAAAGGACCUUUUAAAGUAGUUGACGGAAGGUUAAAGAAAGACAGUAGAGCACAAAAGAGGUCAGAGCAAAGGAAGAAAGGAAAGGGAAAAAAGAGGAGAUAAACAUUAUGACUUACUUCUGUUAAAUAGGGUGGAAAAGAGAAAAAAAUGUUUUUUUAUUUGGAUUAGGUUUCAAUUACUCUGAAACAGAA